Molecule: messenger RNA, 2972 nt
Organism: Dermacentor silvarum
Lineage: Eukaryota; Metazoa; Arthropoda; Arachnida; Ixodida; Ixodidae
Product: deoxyribonuclease-2-alpha
Exons: 8
Coding region: 257-1633 (458 amino acids)
Biological process (GO): apoptotic DNA fragmentation
Molecular function (GO): deoxyribonuclease II activity
Source: RefSeq, a predicted model, not a curated record
GGCUUACGCAACAAACGCCGACCCUUGCGGCGUAAGACGUCCCUGCUUGUUGUUCGCCGUGGUCGACCUUGACACUCGUCGCGGCCUUGGGCACACUAGGGCUGCCGCCGUCUCACUUGCUUCUACUCACUCGACAAGCGCGUUUCCCUUCACCACUCACUACCUUCGUCUCAAAGGCGAACUUGGCGCCGUAAUUGUAGAUUUGUGUUAAUCGGGAUAACUACAGUUUCUUGGACCACAGCCAGACUCAUUUGCGAUGUGGCGGGAAUGGACGUCUGUGUUUGUGUUCCUCGCGUUGAGCGCGCCUCCGCUGGAAACGACGACGCCCGGCUCGAUAAGGUGCAAGGACCAAUCAGGAAGGAAUGUCGACUGGUUCGUCAUGUACAAGCUUCCCAAGAUGCAAGCGUCCAGAGAGAAUUUUGUGACGCCCAAGGGUGGUGAGUUCGUUUACGUCGAUUCCAACACGCCCAAGACCUCCCAGACAUGGAUGCUGUCGAACCAAGAUAUCUUCGACCAGGACAAUCCUGUGGCUUACACGCUCAGACCUCUCCUACGGCCGGCACAGGACAUCCUGUACGUAGUGUACAAUGACCAGCCGCCUCCAGGUUACAAUGGAACCAGGAACGGCCACUGCAAAGGCGUGGUGCUGUUCGACAGCGGCACGGGUGUGUGGCUACUACACAGCGUUCCCCGCUUCGUGGAAGGCAUCGGCAAUGGCCGCUACAGCUUUCCCGAGAGCGGCAGGGAGAACGCGCAGCUGCUCAUGUGCAUCACUUUCCCGUCAUCCGAGAUGGACUCAAUAGGCAAGCACCUGCGCAUGGAGUACGCCAACGUUUACGCAAGGGCGAGCCCGCAGAACCUUCUGGACAGACACUCGCAAAUGGGGUUGCUCUUCAAGGAGAGCUUCAUCCGCGGCCGCGGUCAGGACCUGCUCGUGCGGAACAUGACGAGUUCCGGUGGCCGCCGUUUCCUCAGCGUUGCCAAGAGGGCCAUACUCGAACAAGACAUCUACUCGUCCAUACUAACGGGCCUGGUACGCGACGACCUAGUCGUUCAGUCCUGGAGGAACGGUGCCGGCGACAAGCUGCCGGCGAACUGCAGUCGCUCUUAUACAGUGACGCAUUCGGACCUGGUGAAGCUGUCGCUGCCUGAGCGGCGGUCGAUCACCUUCAAGACCGAGGAAGACCACAGUAAAUGGGCCGUGGCCGUGGAUAGACCUGUCUUCUGCAUUGGCUCUAUGAACCGCAUGGAGUCUCAAGUGAGACGAGGAGGGGAAGCAGUCUGCGUUGAAGAUAGCCUUCUGGGCAAGCUAUUCAGGAAAAGCGCCAUCGUUAAUACCGGGUGCUCGCUGAACGGAGCGCGUCAGACGCCUGCCUCGACACCGACUCCUUCAGCGGGGACAAGAAGAUCGCGCAGUGCCCAGCCACGGAAGCGAACGACGCGCACCUCAGCCACCACCGCGGCCACAACGAAGCCAAGCUUACGUCAGUUCUUGAUGGAUGUCGCCAUAUCGACCUUGUCGCAGCUGACGCAUCCCCAAAAUCACAAGCCAGCCUUCAGGAGGUCGCGUAAACAGAGCACAACGACGGAGCUUCCGUUGAUGGUUCAGUUCCGCAACCUUCUGAAGUCUUAAGAUGUGCCCAGCUGGAGCACGAACUUUGCUCAAAACGAGUCUGCAAGAGUAGUUUGAUGUGCUUCGCACUCACGUACAGACAAUUUUAUGUCCGUCUGUGGAAACACAUUAGCGGCCAGCGUGACUAGAAAACAUUUAGCAUUUUAAGCCACAUUUUGAAGUGCCGCCAGCGUGACACUAGAACAAAAUCGAAAAGAGUUGUGACUCACCUGCAGGGUAACUUGAGCUCAGUAUUACGUUGGAGAUGUAAACAUGCCAUCGCUCGGUUCAGAAUCUUUGCAGAUUGCAAGCUGUUUGAUAAUACUUUUCAUAUGGCAAAACAGUUCAGUGCAAAUCUUUUUAAUUUCGUGCUAGUGUCGGGUGGAUGACAAGUUCUCUUUCAUGAUAACUUUUCUUGACCGCCUGUGACGAAACUUAGCGAUGAACGCUUGACUGUAAAUGUGCAAGGUGUGAACUGUGAACUUCUCUCUUCCUUCUCCUCUUUCAAUCCCUUCUCCCCCUUCCCCAGUGCAGGGUAGCCUACCGGGCUCAGCCUGGUUAACCUCCCUGCCUUUCCCUUAUAACUUUUCUCUCUCUCUCUUUCUGGAGGAAGAAAUGCCUGGUAUUUGUGCCAUUUACUGCGUCCCUAAGAGGUUGAUCGACGUCUUAAAUGGCUUUAAUUUGCAGUAUACGUUGUCAAGCAUCUAGUGGAUAGCUUAUUCAUCACAAGUAAGACCCGUUCCUGAUAAAAAAGUAUUUUUUUAAGUUACUUCAGAAAGGUGGUCAUAUUGAACUACAGGUUUAUGAAAAGCGAUAAUCCGAUAAAAAGAUAGUGCAAAGAAAGGAAAAUUUUAUGGAGAAGAAAAGUGAGCGUUAUCCUGCAAAGAAGUUCAGCAUAUCACCGUGGCGAUUCUUGCACAUAUAAUUUUACUCUGCCUCUAAUUUGCGCAUUCAUAAUCCGAUCAACAACCAUUGAAUUUUGACAACAAUGGCGUUGACUUAACUAAGAACCCUUGUACGACCUCCUAAGAACCUUGAAGCAUGGCACUUCACAACAAGCUAUCGACGUCUGCUGGGAUGACCCAGGGAGAGACAUGUACCCGACGGAGUUGCACAGUAAUCCGAAACAGUGCGAAUGAUUUCACCUGACUUACGGCCAAUAUAACGGCUGAAAUAAAUGUUUGUACCCUAAGAUGGUAGUGAAAAGGGUCGGUCGUAGCAGGAGGUAUUCUUUAAACCCUUUAUGAAGACCCGCUAUCUGUUCAGUCGCUUUACCAUGGGCAGCAUUCCUAGACACCCCGAACUUGACUUGAAGUUCAAGAGGACGCAGAUUUAUAUUAUAAAACUGUGUUGCACAACA